Molecule: messenger RNA, 1455 nt
Organism: Penicillium canescens
Lineage: Eukaryota; Fungi; Ascomycota; Eurotiomycetes; Eurotiales; Aspergillaceae
Product: LLM class flavin-dependent oxidoreductase
Exons: 8
Coding region: 1-1455 (484 amino acids)
Molecular function (GO): monooxygenase activity; oxidoreductase activity, acting on paired donors, with incorporation or reduction of molecular oxygen
Source: RefSeq, a predicted model, not a curated record
AUGGCUUCAAAUGCAUCAGACGUGAAACCUCACAAGUCACUUAUCCUCAAUGCCUUCGUGGAAAUGUGUAGUGGCCAUCAAUCCCCGGGACUAUGGCGCCACCCCGAAGACGAAUCGCAUCGCUUCAAUGAUUUAGAGCACUGGACUGAGCUUGCACAGUUACUCGAAUCAGCCAAAUUCCACGGCAUUUUCAUUGCGGAUGUUCUAGGAGGAUACGAUGUCUACAAAGGACCCAGAAACCUAGACCCUGCAGCUACUUCCGGUGCACAGUGGCCUGUGAAUGAGCCAUUGGCUGUUGUUCCGGCUAUGGCGGCUGUAACGAAGAAUAUUGGGUUUGGAGUUACAGUCACUACGACUUACGAACAGCCGUAUCAUCUUGCUCGACGCUUGUCUACGGUGGAUCAUUUGACGAAAGGACGUCUGGGAUGGAAUGUCGUCACUGGAUAUCUCGACUCUGCCGCACGUAACAUGGGUCAAGCCGAACAACCACAUCACGACGACCGCUAUGCCCUCGCUGAAGAAUACAUCAAAGUAACCUACAAACUCUGGGAAUCCUCCUGGCGCCAAGACGCAGUAAUCCGCGACCGCGAACGAGGAAUCUACACCGACCCAAGUGGCGUCCGCCAAAUCAACCAUGAAGGCAAAUACUUCAACGUCCCGGGACCACAUCUCACACAACCGAGUCCCCAACGCACACCCGUCAUCCUCCAAGCAGGGACUUCAAAGGCUGGUAAGACUUUCGCGGCUCAACAUGCUGAAGCUAUCUUCGUGGCUGGACAUAGUCCCUCCGUGGUAGCGAAGAAUGUCAAGGAGAUUCGGGAGUUGGCGGCGAGUGAGUUUGGUCGCGAUCCGCGCAGUAUUAAGUUCCUUGCUUUGCUUUGUCCUGUUCUUGGGAAGACGGAGGAGGAGGCGCGCGAGAAGUUUGAGUAUUAUCGCAGUUUGGGGUCUAUUGAUGGGGCUUUGGCUUUGUUUGGGGGAUGGACUGGGAUUGAUUUGGAUAAGUAUGGGGAUGAUGAGGAGUUGAGGCAUGUUGAGAGUAAUGCUAUUCGCUCUGCUGUUGAGGGUUGGUCGAAGGCUACUCCUGAGGUGGCUAAGUGGACCAAGGCUACUGUUGGACAACAUAUCACUGUUGGUGGUUUGGGAGCUACUCCCGUUGGUACGGCUGCUCAGGUUGCUGAUAACAUGGAGCGUUGGGUGGAAGAAGCCGAUGUGGACGGAUUCAACCUGGCAUAUGUUGUCAAGCCCGGCUCAUUCAAGGACAUCAUCGACCUUUUAAUUCCUGAGUUGCGCCGACGUGGUCUCUUCUGGGACGAUUAUGCCGUGCCCAAGGGAACAUACCGUGAGAAUUUGUACUCUGAGCCCGGCCAGUCUGGGCCGCGUGCGGAUCACCCUGCUUCGAAGUAUCGGUGGAAUGCUGGUGUUGAUGCUUCGGAUGCACCGAUUCCUGAGAACUGA